Molecule: messenger RNA, 4668 nt
Organism: Notechis scutatus (mainland tiger snake)
Lineage: Eukaryota; Metazoa; Chordata; Lepidosauria; Squamata; Elapidae
Gene: C5H21orf140
Product: chromosome 5 C21orf140 homolog
Source: RefSeq, a predicted model, not a curated record
GGGCUGCAUGAGGGGCCAGAUGGUGUGCGCUGAAAUCUGCUGCUACCCUCACUAUUUUUAACUUAUUUACUAAAUUCUUUAAACCCUAUAGCCAAAUUCUCUGGGUGGUUUCAAUAAAAGUAAAAACAAAAGCAUGUUCAGUACAGUAAAAUUCAAAAUAAAAACACCCAUAAACUAUGCAGCAGAAAGCUGGUCAGUCAAAGACUAAAACAAUAGAAAUUAAAAGGGGAUUAAAACAUACUUAAUACCCAGCUUAAAAGGCAGAGAAAAUGAAAAGGCUUCCACCUGAAGUGAAAACGAUGCUAGCAUGGAUGCCAGGCAAGCCUCUCUGAGGAAGAAGAAAUUCCAUUAAUGGACUUCCACCAGAGAAAAAUCUCUCCCUCUUGUAGAGGCCUAUCUUACCUCCUUUGGCGAUGAGAUCUGGAGGAGAACUUCAAUGGAAAAUUUUAAAGACUGCGUAGAUACAUAUGGGAAAUGGUGCUCCUGAUCCUAAAUUGUUUAACAAGUUGAAGAUCAAAAACAACACUUUGAACCUGAUCCAGAAAUGGACCUGCAGCCAGUAUGGAUAGCAAAGAACCAUCAUAAUCAAUUUAUUGACCAGUCCCAGGAAGCAAUCUAGCCACCAUAUUUUGAAUUAGAAUAUUUCUGAACUGUUUUCAAAGGUAGCCUGUUGUACAACACAAUAAUCCAAUCUGAAGUUACCUGAGGUGUGAGUCACUAUUGUGAGACUGUCUUUGUCCAGGUAAAGUUGCAAUUGAUAAAUCAUAAAUGGCACUCCGUGCCACUGGGCCAACCUGGAUCUGUAAUGAUAGUGAUGGACCUAGGAAUAUCCAUCCCUUUCAAAUUAUGAACAUGCUCCUUUAAAGGGCAGAUGCUUCCAGGAUAGGUAUGACAUCAGUUAGCUGAACCGAUGCAUCACUGACAAGCAAUGUUUCGGGGUUGCCUGGACUGAAUCCCAGUUUAUUGGCCUUCAUCCAUGUCCAUUAUCCUGUCCAAGGACUGAUUCAGAAUGCUGAAUCCCUCAUGUGCUUUAGAUGAAAAGGAGAAGUAGAACUAGGUGUCUUCUGCAUAUUGAUGUCACCUUAGCCCACUUCCCUGGAUGACCUCUGCCAGCCUGAAACUGGACUGAAAUGGAUCUAGAUGAAUCAGUCUCAAUCAAAAGAGCCUGAAGUGGAUGAGCCAGCAUCCAUUCAAGUACCUUGGUGAGAAAAGGAGUAUUGGCCACAGGCAUGUAAGUUUUCUUUCUCUGAGAUCAGAUUUGAAUUCUUUAGAAAUGAUUUAGAAAUUUUGGUUUCUGAACACAUCAUUAAACAAAGACAACCUGUGUAGUUGGGUAGCUGUAUGGUAAAAGGAUAAGAAACCCCAACAUUCCAUCUUCAACCAGCCUGAUGACCUUUGACAUUCCAUCUCCAUCUCCAUUCCAUCUUAACAACGGACUUCCCCAGCAUUGUUGCCACUCUUCAAGGGGCCAUUUUGCCUAACAAUUGAAAUAACUUCAGAUAUACAAAGACCUGCCUAGUUUCCCCUAAGCGGCCAGCAAAUCAGAUCCCUAGGAUUUCCUACCAUGUAGUUCUCAAACAUCUUUACUUUCUCAUUUUUCAGAAUUCCUCAUUUGUGGAAAACAGGCACCCAAUGACUGUUACAAUGAACAUGGUUCUUUCUCCUCUGUGUUGGGUUCUGAACUUCUGAAUUUUCCACAACAGUUAAUAUUUUGUCUGCUUUUGUGCUUCACAAAUGUAGCCUAUUAAAUCAUUCUUCUAUUUUGGAUUUUUUUUUCUUUGAUGCUCACUUUUAGGAGACUUUUAUAAGAAAUUAAGAUGUACCAAGGAGUCAUUCACUGCACUUAAUUGAAAAAAAAUAAACUUAGCUGGAAAAAUUAUUCUGAAUUUAACACACCCUGUCCCCAAAGGAAAACUAGACAGAAGAAAAAGAAGCAUUGCUUAGUAACAGCCGACCUUCAGGCAAAUCUUUAGAUACAUUCUUGCUUUUCAGCAGGGGUGUUUGCAGAUGUUUGCAUCAUUAACCCACGCCUUUCUUACCAACUGUUACUUCUAUUCUUAUUAGAAAAUGUUAAGAUUCUGCCUCAUUCUGCCUCAUUCCCAUCCCUUGCAUACCAAUCCAGAGGUAAUGGUUUGGAAUAUAAUAUUUUGGCUUCCUAUCAGGAUAAAUCAUGCUGUUUGUUCCAGUUUACUUAUUUUCAGAUGCACUUCACUUUCCCCAUCACAUUGGACAUUUUUUUCAAGUUUUUUUUUCUUAAUUUGAUGAUAGACCUCUACAAACUGAACAUAAUUUCAGAAUGACGAUAUCACACAGGAAUCUUGAAAAAUAUGAAAUUAACUUUGAAUGACAAUAAUGUAUUUAAUCACGUAAAGUUUUUGACAUGGUGCAUGAGUUCAACAGAGCUAAAAGUGUUUUGCUGCUGAAUUUCAUUUCUAUUCAAUCUCCAAUGCAUCUUGCUGCAGUGUCCAACAAUGAUCAGCCAGCAUUGAUGGAUUCCUGUUGCCCCAAUAUCAUUUCUUUUGUGUGGCAAUAUCCUGGUGAAACCUUUCACCAUGCUUGUCACUGAUAGCCUCUAGUAAGAAAUCCAAGUGUGAAUGCUGAAAAUGAAUCUUCAAUAACAUGUUGCACUAAAUGGUCUUGCAUGCUGUAAGAUGUUUGUCAACCGUGUGAAUGUAGCUUGAUGCUCUUUAGUUACCAAGAAAAUUGUCAACAACAUUCUUGAAUGUAAUUCUCUCUGGCCGCACAAACAGAUCUUCACACUGCUCAUCAUUGAUGAUGUACUGUAUCUGAUCUAUUGACCCACAAAAAUGCCCUCCUUAAUCUUGGCAUCAAUUAUUCUUGAAAACAUUUGUCCCAAAUAACAAAAACUUUUGUUUUUCAUCAAUCCAAGAUUUAUGUGAGCAGAAGCAAAAAUGUCUUUGUCACAUCAUCAAAUGGUUCAUGUGCCAUGUUUCUUCUGUCCCAGAACCAAAUUAUUUUGGGGUGGCCAUUUUUAAAAAAAUAUGUGACUCUCUUGCAUGUUUGUUCCAUUCGUCUAUGCAACAACAGUACUUGGUAUAUGCAAGUUGCAUUCUAUGCAGCAGAGGCACUACCUUUAGACCUCCAUAGAUAUUCUAGUUAUACUUGGUGUAUUGGAUGUGCUUUUACAGUAGUUCCAUGUUUUUGUAUAUUUCUUUCAUGCGUGCAGCAUAGCCAACAGUUACUGAAAGGUGUAUAUUGCCAUUGUGUAAAAAUAUGCAGAAGACUUCUAUAGAACAGUACAUGAUAAAUUAUAGGUUGCUUUCAUAAUUAGCAGCCAUAAACCUAUUACACCAAAAAGUGUUCAGGAAGCAAAAUCCUUAUUGUCCAGUAUUAUUUAUCCAUGACACAUGAAUGCAUAAUUCAACUUUUGUUUCACUUUUUUUUCUUUUGAUGACCCUUUAAUCCCUUUAUUCAGCGUGGAGUUGGGGCAACUGAAUGGAGGUGAGCAUUUAUUGGCCGGAUGCCCUUCCUGACGCCUUUAGUUUUUUUUUUUCUUCUGGUAUUACUAAGAAAUACAGGCAGUGAAAUCCAUUAUGAGAUCAUCAAUAUCCCUGGGCAUCAUUAGAAUUUUCUGUGCAGUUCAAUUUUGCUAGGAAAUCCAUGAUGCAUCGCAUUGUAAACCCACUAUUAAAACACAUUAUUCAUCGGAGUUCCCACGACGCUACAUCAAGAAAACUAUGUCUGCAGUAUUUAAAAAAUUUAAGAACUCUGCACCUUAAUGACUACAAGACUAUAUUUUUAGGUGAAACUGAUCUUUCUGAAAGUCUCAUAACAGGAGACAAGUUUCCUUAUGAAAAUAAUCUCAACUGGCCUAUGUGGACAGUUGUACAUGCUGGCAACAGCCAAGGAUGGGUACCCUGGAGAUACAGAGUAUAUCUAAGGGAUGAUUUACCCUUAGGGCAGCAGGACGACAUGUUUCAGGAAUUCUGUGACUUUCUCUCUAUUACUUAUGGGAAGUGUGCCAUUGUGGUCAAAGAGAAAAAACGCUUAAGGGUGAAGACUGAAGCAUCUAACCAGGAAGGGGACAUAAUCGAUCCUCAGGCCAUUUCUCACCCCUACUUGUUGAACAUCAAACAAUGCCCUGAAAUUGCCAAGGCUGCAGGUCACGAACUUCUUUCAGUGCCUUUUGAUUACAACUACUUGCAUCCUAUGGAUGCUGUCUGGUCAUCUUUGAAAUGGUUUAUUAUCAAUAACCGAAAAGACUUUUCUCUGACAUCCUUGGAAAGGACCUAUUCAUACCAGUGCAUCCUCUUCAGUGACCUGAUUGGGAAAGGAAUAGAGAAAACAAGCCCAACCAAAUGGAAAGUGGCUGUUAACAAAGUGCGGAGAUGGGAAAAUUACUAUUUGGAUAAGUUUUCCUGACAGCUUCCAGACAUUUGUCAAGUGAUCUUUGGUUGAAAACUGGCUAAUUCAUAUAUUAAACGUGCAUUUUCACUUUAUAAUUCUAGGUCAAUGAUAAUAAUAAAAAAUAGUUUUAAAACAACUUUUAGUGUUAUAGUAUUAGAUUCACAUGCCAUUUAAGUAGAUUAAUUUAAUUUUGUCAUUAUGUGGACAAACAGCUAUUUGUAAAUAUGUAGAUACUUUGAGGAUAGGAAAAAAGAAAAAUAAGAACAGUUAUUAAGAAAUUAAGAUUUCUUAAAUUAAAUU